Molecule: messenger RNA, 1281 nt
Organism: Eutrema salsugineum
Lineage: Eukaryota; Viridiplantae; Streptophyta; Magnoliopsida; Brassicales; Brassicaceae
Exons: 1
Coding region: 259-1110 (283 amino acids)
Source: RefSeq, a predicted model, not a curated record
GAAACAUAAAUCACAUGUGUGGCAUUAGGCUGACUCAUGCAUGCAUUAAACUUGUGCUCUUAUCUUUCUGCCUCCGCCGCCACCUUUAUCCUACGUGUUCUCGAUCUCUUCAUAUCUAUCUAUCCUCUAGCUAUCUGCCACGUCAUCUCUUCCUUUCCCUGUUAAAUACCCCAAAAAUCUCCUCUCUUCUUCUUCUACUCUUUAAACUUUUACGAAAAAAAAACAAACCCAAGAAUAAUAAAACCCUAUAUUUCGGUGAUGGAGGUUCCGGUUAUUAACAGAAUUAGCGAUUUUGACGUGGGGAUAAACUCCAUAAACGACCCUUCGUCUUUAUCUCGGCCCUUCGCCGUCUCCGGCGUCGGAAAGUUACAUCACGCUUAUAGUUUCUGGAAAUGGACCGCUUUGUUGCUAAUUGCUUUUUUGGCUACGUUCACCACGUUAAUUACUAGAAUCAAGAGCUUAGUCCUUAGGUUAAGAAAUGUAGACGUCUCUCUACCUUCCCAAACUCUUCUCUAUGAUUACAACAGCGAUUCCGAUUCCUCUUGCUCGUCAAACUCUUCCGACGACGAAGAAGACGAAGAUUAUGACGAUGAUAAAGAAGAUGACGACUCAGUACGCGUUAAGAGAUCUGGUUAUUAUUACCAGGACAAUGAUGAGAAGGGUAUAAAUGGAAAUAUCCCCUGGAUGCGCCGGUGCAGUGGUAGCUUCAAGGACUUGUUGUCCUGGUCAGAUCUUGGUGGUCUUGGCUCAAGCGGAGUCGUGAAACUAUGGAACAUCAACGGAGAAAGAGGCCACGCUUCUUUCUUCGACAAAUGCAGAGCUUCUUCGUCGUUAUUGUCGCCGGCGGUUUUAUUAGCGGCGGAGAAGAAAGGAUACGACGACGUGGAAGUGAGUGCGUGGGAUGCACGUGCCGGCUUUGUGAUGCCGGCUUUGCUCGCGGAAUGGUCGCAACCGGGGAAGACCGUAAAAGUCAACGCCGGUGACUUGAAGAAGAUCUAUGUUGGGGAUGACGUCGGCGGGGAGAUCACGGUGGGAGACAUGAGGAUGUUUAACGGUGCGUUGACGGAAUCAGACGGUGUUACAAUGUUGAGACGUAGACGCCGUCAUUGAGUCUGACGGUUUUGAGUUGGGGAGAUUUAUUAUUGAUGACGCAAAUGAUUGGCGUGAUCCGUUCGUCUCUAUUAAAGACGAAAGAUUCAACGCAAAAUGUAAAUGACCAACUACAUUCUUUUGUUGUAAAUAUUUUGUCUGUCUUGUAUUUUUAUUUUUUUCUUUUUCUUU